This is a messenger RNA of Conger conger (European conger), 9165 nucleotides long. RefSeq names its product zinc finger protein 292b (gene znf292b). The record is from RefSeq and is a predicted model, not a curated record. Gene Ontology annotation, biological process: regulation of transcription by RNA polymerase II. Gene Ontology annotation, cellular component: nucleus. The transcript is spliced from 8 exons. Gene Ontology annotation, molecular function: DNA binding; DNA-binding transcription factor activity, RNA polymerase II-specific. NCBI's taxonomy places the organism in Eukaryota, Metazoa, Chordata, Actinopteri, Anguilliformes, Congridae. Bases 1 to 8541 code for a protein of 2846 amino acids.
AUGGCGGACGAAGAGGCCGAGCAGGAUCGCUGCGCAGAGAGCGCAACCAGUGCAGCGAUUGUGGCUCUUCGAGAGCGGCUGCAGGAAUUAGCUACAGCUUUGAAGGACAGCCCGGAUACUCCAGAGCAAUCCGCCUCUCAGUAUUGCCAGGAUUUCUGCCAGACUCUGGUGGAGUAUGCUGGCCGUUGGAGGAUCGAGCAGGAGCCUCUGCCUCUGGUUGAAGUGUACACAGUGGCCCUGCUUAGCUACGCACGUGCCGCACCCUCCCUUUCCCCACAGUGUGAAAAUGUGUCCCUUGUACUUGAACGGCUGACCCUGAGCUGUGUGGAGCUGCUGCUCUCGUUACCUGAGCAUGUCCCAGUUGCAUUGUGGGAGCAGUUCCAGUCGUCUGUGCAGGCAGCCCAUGAAUUGCUGCAGGAGAAAGGGAUCUCUCAGCUGCAAAUGCUGUACGCUGUGGCACAGGAGAAAGGUGUAUGGAGCCAUGCAAUGCUGCAUGGUAUCUUCUCCAAGGAAACGCCCGAAACAGAAAAGGUUCAAGAGUUCCUGGCACUGGAAGGACCAGUUCUCCUCGAAAUGCGAAUCAAGCACCUUAUUAAAGAAAACCAGCUUGAGAAGGCUGCCCUGCUAGCAAAGGAAUGCUCUGAAUAUCCUGGUUUUGAAGGAAAAGGCCACUUUAAACAGACCUAUCUGGUCUGUCUGUGUGGAACAGUGCCUCAGGAACCUCUGAUGCAGGAGAUAUCCAAAGUGGACUGCCGAGACGCUCUGGAAAUGAUCUGUAACCUGGAGUCGGACGGGGAUGAGAAAGGGGCCCUCUGCUUGUGCUCCGCGUUUCUGACGCGGCAGCUUCUCCAGGGGGACAUGUACUGCGCCUGGGAGCUUACGCUGUUUUGGAGCAAGUUGCUGAAGCGACUAGAGUCAUCAGUACAGGCGUUCCUGGAUAGAUGUCGACAAAUGUCAUCGCUUUCUAAAACGGUCUACCACAUCCUGUUCCUUAUUAAGGUCAUCCAGUCUGAGAUGGAAGAUGUGGGGCUUCCUGUGUGCAUUGAGUUGUGCAUAAGAGCACUGCAAAUGGAAUCAGAUGACAGUGCAAACACCAAAGCCACCAUUUGCAAAACCAUCUUGUGCUUGUUACCCUCUGAUCUGGAAGUGAAGCGGGCCUGCCAGCUGACUGAAUUCCUUCUGGAGCCCACAGUGGAUUCAUACUAUGCUGUGGAAACGCUCUAUAACGAGCCCGACCAGAAGUUUGAAGAAGAGAGUCUCCCUGUACCCAAUUCCCUACGCUGCGAACUGUUGCUAGUAUUUAAGACGCAAUGGCCGUUUGACCCCGAGUUCUGGGACUGGAAGACCCUAAAGAGACAUUGCCUGGCUCUGAUGGGCGAGGAGGCAUCCAUUGUGUCCUCUAUUGAUGAGCUCAAUGACGGUGAGAACCCGGAAGUUGCUGAGGAUGAGGAGCUGAUCAAAGGACACGAGGUGUACAAAGACCAGGCAGAAUCCUUCUGGGACACUACAGCGGAACUCAAUGAAAUAGAAGAUGAGAGGAAGAAAAAGCGUGAGAUCAAGAAACUAAGGGAAAAGGGGUUCAUAUCAGCAAGGUUUAGGAACUGGCAGGCCUAUAUGCAAUACUGUGUUUUAUGUGAUAAAGAGUUCCUUGGACACAGGAUUGUUAGGCAUGCACAGACGCAUGUCAAAGACGGGAUCUACAGCUGUCCUAUAUGCGCAGAAACUUUUGACUUAAAAGAUGUAUUGGUACCACAUGUGGCAUCGCAUGUAAAGCAGUCGUGCAAAGAACGGCUUGCUGCCAUGAAAACAAGUAAGAAGUUGGCAAAUUCAAAAACCGGUAUUCCUAAUUCUGCCAUCGAAAAGAAUGUUGAAAGGCUGGACCGGAAGCCUAAGAUGACAGAUGGACCUGACAUUUUUCUAGAUCGUAACAUCAGUGGCAGUCUUGAGGCAUUCACUGCCAAGAAUGACCUCUCUGCUCUCAAGGUGGAAAAUGCAGAUGAAUACACAUGCCCUGUCGUCAACUGUAGAAAGGGUUUCAAGUACUACAGGAACCUGAUAGCCCAUGUGAAGGCACACCGAAAUAAUGAUGAGGCUACGCGUUAUCUGGAAAUGCAGAGCAAAAAGGUGGUUUGUCAGUAUUGCCGUCGACAAUUUGUUAGUGUUGCCCACCUCAAUGACCACCUGCAAGUCCACUGUGGCAUCAGGCCAUACAUUUGCAUACAGCUGAAUUGUAAGGCCAGCUUUCUUUCCAAUACUGAGCUUCUUGUUCACAGAAAGGAACAUGCCAUGUUUAAGGCCAGGUGCAUGUUCCCCAACUGUGGGAAGAUUUUCCAUGAAGCCUACAUGCUGUAUGAUCAUGAAGCGCAGCACUACAAUACCUUCACCUGCAAAGCUCCCAGCUGUGGUAAAUUAUUCCAUAGUCAGUCUCAACUGGAUCUACACCAGGAAGAACAUGUUUCAAAACCGGAGGAACCCAUCAACUCUGAGGGCCAAACUCAAUCAUUAGUCAAGACUGAACCUCCAUCUGGUUCUCUUAUGGAACUAAACCACUCUGCCUUUAUGGCCUCAGAACUGCUUGAUAAUGAUUCUUUCCAUCUGCAAGAUGUCGUUGAACAGAGUGGAUCAAGCUCAGCUGAUGAUACUCCCUCAUACCUUCCAGGACAGGUUAAAGUGAAACAUUCAGUUGAGAGCAUGCUGAACCAAGCUCAGGGUCUCUUGCAGGAGUCAGAGCACAUCAUGGCUUUCAAGACCGAGCUUCCAGAUGAAAUGCAGCAAGCAUUCCCUUUGCCGUGCCCUGACGGCUCUGGCAUCCAGUCUUCUGUGAGCACCCAGUCAUCUGACUCAAUUCAGCCCGAGUUGGGGGACUCUUCUGUGCCCUCUCUUCUGCAUGACCCGAGGAACACAGUUGCCCACCCAUGUGUUAUACAAGGCACUCAUCCCUCAUCAUGCUCAACCAUGUUACAGGGCCAGGGCCAGGCCCAGUUAAUGUUUCCGCAUGAUCACAAUCAAGAUGGAAAUGCUGAAAGAAACAUAGGUAGCUCUGAAUGCAGAGGGACAGUGCCUGUACAACAUCCAGGCUCAUUUCUGCAGACCCACCAAUCUACUAACAAGACCCCACUCCAUAUGUCCACUAUAAUGGCUGGGAUUCCUCCAUGCGUUACCCCUCAGGCAGUUCUUCCACAGUCCACUCCUCUAUCAGUGGGACUGACUGGGACAGCCGGUACAGUUUCACAUACUCCAUGCAACAGCAAUGUUGUACCACCUGAAGGUGAAAAGGAGAGACACAAUUGUGCAUUUGAAAUGUGUACUAGAAACUACAGCUCCUACAGGAGUGUCACAAAGCACAUGAAAGCAGCACAUCCUGAGUUUUAUGUAGAAUGGAAAUUAGCCAAGAGGAACAAUAAAACCCUCAAGCCCAGUACACAGACUGUGACAACUGGAGUGAAGCUCAAUUCAGUCAUACAAUCCCGAGAUAAUAGCCGAAACAGCGGUCCUGUCCCUUUAGUACAAACACAGAACAUAGCCAGCCAGUCUCUGCAGUACUCAACAGGGGGCACACACCCUACUGUUGCAAAUCAGUCAUUUUCCACACAUUCUGCUGCUGUCACAAACCAGGCUUUAACUAAUCAAUUGGAAAACAUAUUGAAUCCCAUAUUGCUGUCCCAGUUGGGAAGUUCUCCAAAUCAAACCAGUUCAGUGCAGGCACAAAUUGGGCCUAGUUUGCCAUGGACUGCACAGCCUGGGAACAAUCCAGAUCUUUCCCAGCAGGCUGGCUGUCCUUCUCACUUGAUGCCCUCACACAUGCAAGGUCUUUCCAAUCAACCUUUCUCUUCCCAUUUGAACACAUCCACUACUGGGCAAAGGUCAGAUACGCAGCAUAGUGGCCAGCCGGCAUUACAAAACCAACACAUUGAGUCCACUGAUCCCUUCCUGCAGUCACACAUAGACAAUAGCGCUAGACUUUCGGAACCGAUGUCGGGAGAACAUUUGCGUCCCUCAGAUUUCACUGCAAACAUUAGUCCAGGUACACCAACCCAAAUGGACAUUACAAACAGAGGGUUUGGGCACAUUGAAUCAUCCAGUCAGAUCAUUGCAUCGAAUAUGGAGGGACUAGCUAACUCCCUGUUAACAUCAGCUAUGGAUAACAUACCGCAUCCUGCGCUGCCUUCUUACUUGGAUAGUCUGAAGGACCCAGUCUUACCAGAUCAGCUUGAAAGUUCUGCAAAUUCUUUGUUCCAGUCCCAGAAUCAAAACAGUCCAUAUUCAAAUUUUAACAACAUGCAGUCAGAUUAUCCUGCCCAAGGAAAUUCCAAUUUGCAGACAAGCACAGAUCCCGUCCUUCCUGAAAAUAUGAACACAUCAAGAAUGGAUGCCAUAAAUCCAACUGUUACAAGAACAAAGCGUAACAAAAGAGCAAAGUGGCCUGCUAUCAUCAAAGAUGGGAAGUUUAUCUGCUGCAGAUGUUUUAGAGAAUUCCCAAGCCCCAAAUCACUUGGUGGUCAUUUGUCAAAGCGUUCUCACUGCAAAGCAUUUGAUGAAACUGACCUGACUGCAGAUUUGCCAACAUCAUUUCUUGAUCUUCUUAAUUCACCACAUGUUUUGAAUGCUCACCAGCAACCAGUAGCUUCUAAUUUCAACCCUAAUUCAGUUAUUAAAGAACAUUCUAGUCAGUCUCUAGGUACUGGCCCAUUAGAACCUAGGUUCUUUCCUAAUGUUACUUUUCCUCAAGCUAAUGGUUCAACUUACACAAAUGAUGGUGAAGAAAAUGACGAGAUUCUGAAGCAAGUCCUGGACAAUCCAAGCAUUCCAAACCUCUUUGAGCCUUCUGGAAUUCCACAGCAGUCCUUCCAGAAUCCCUGUAGUUCAUAUUCAACCGACAGUUGUUUACCAGAAAGCACAGUUAUACAACACACUGGAAAUAUCCAAAUUAAGACAGAGAGUGAACCCCACAGGGAGGAUUUCAUGAAGUCGAGCUUUAGCAGUAAUGACUUUUCUGAUCCUCUUCUUUCUCAAAUUUUGGCAGAAAACAACACUGCAGUUUCAUUGAAUAGUCUACCUACAGACCAUUUAAAUCAGAUACUCAGAGCUGAAACUCUGAUGAAAAUGAGGGAACAGAAGGGGAAUGAAGAAGAAACCCAGACGGGUGGACUUUCAAAUGACGGUCUUCUGGCUGCAAUGGCCAGUCUGGCACAAAAUCUCAUGACAAAUCCUUUGCUGCAGAUCACCUCACCUGACCCUCAAAAACCUCCGCUGAUGCCAAGGAGCCCACAAAGCGAUUCCUUGAAGUCUGAGAAGAAUGUCAAGAAGAAAUUACGUGAGCAGAUUUUAGCUGGAGACAUCUGCAGACGAGGCAGUUUAUCUCAGGCAACCAGCGUUGAUGCAAAUGCUAGCCUGAAGAACCUUGAUUUACAGGAAACCCCAGCUGCUGUCCACAGAGCUUUAAGUGGCAGUCAGAGAUCUGAGCCAUGUAAGGUGAUUCAGAUGCCCUCUAGUGGUGAGAAAGGUGCUGACCUAAACAGCUGUAUAGCCACAUCUAUGCCCAUUCCUCAGAGUGAUGGGGUGUUGCCAAUAUCAAGUUCUUCACUGCCUCCUGAAGCAUCUGUUUCUGGAGCCACUGUGACCAAUGAUCCCGAUCCAGGAGCAGAUCUGUUACCCGCAAAUGAAGAGAAAAUAAUCCUUGAAAUUCAAAGAGCUUUAGAGAAGCUUGAUUUAAGCAUGGAAAUGACUGAAGACAUUCAAGUGGUGAAUACUUCUUCAGUCAGUAAUCCCACUGGCAAUGAUGCCAUCUCAAAUAAUGUUGAAUCGGUGGUGGCGAAUACCAGUAUUGCAAAUGAUGUGCAGGUUGUUGAAGAUUUUGUGAAGCCAUUUGCAUGUGAAAAUGAAGGCUGCAAUUACAGGGCCAUGACAAAAGAUGCACUUUUCAAACAUCUCAUCAAAACCCAUAAUUACACAGAUGAAAUGAUUGUUGAAAUCAAGAAAAACCAUGGAAAGUUUGCACCCUUUCGCUGUCAGAUGUGUAGUAAGACAUUCACCAGAAACUCAAACCUUAGGGCACAUUGUCAAACGGUUCACAGCUUGUCCCAUGAGGAGAUGGUCAAGCUGAAAAUAAAACGUCAGUAUAACAAAAAAACUGAGAAGUUUGAGUUGGAAGUGAGCAAUCGGCAAAUCAGUGCAGUAAAAACUAAUCCCAUGUGUGUUCAAAAUGUCAGCACCUCAAACCCUGCUCCAGUGAAUGAGAGCUUAAUGCAACAGUACAUGUCUGCAGAUGGAAGACCUGAGCGAUUAAAUGUGGCCUCAGUUCAAAAUGCUGUUUAUGGACAGGGGUGGAUAAAACAAGAGUAUCCUUCAUCAGCUUUUGAGCAGUGUUCCACAAGCCUAGCUGUUCCAGAAUUAUCUCAAGAGGACGUCCUCUCAGUUUGUCUGCCAGUGCAGCAAACGCAAGGAAUGUCCAAUAAUUUUUCAACAGGGGUGCAAGCUCUACCGGCAAUGACUAUGACUGGAUACCACAUGCAGGGUCAAGCCACGGCGUAUGCUCCUGCUACUGAACAGUCUUCACAUGGACAGCAUGCCUCGGGGCCUUCAAUUCCCAGCCAGUGCCUAGCAGUGCCACAAAGUGGGGGAUUUUUACCUGCUGUAAGCACACCUAUGACGCAUGUUUCAACUGGGCUCUCUCAAGCAGACCCAGUUUUGAGUGGGACUCUCUCUCCCGAUAGAACCAAGAGGCCUAAAGUCUGUAAGCCAAGAAUUACAAAACUUAAAGUUGAGAAAUCUGAUGUUGAAAUCCCCAAAAAACCUAACCAAAAAAGGCCCGUGGCUAAGACUAGUGAGGCAGAUGAGGGUUUUAGCCCCUACAGGCCGUACCGCUGUGUCCACCAGGGAUGCACUGCAGCUUUUACCAUCCAGCAUAAUUUAAUUCUCCAUUACAGAGCUGUUCAUCAGUCUGCUUUGCCUAAAUUUGAAGAGAAUGCUGAAGACGAAGAGGAAAAUGAGCAGGAUAAUCAGCAGGAGGAAGUCAAAGAGGACCACGAAGCUGCGGCUAGUGAUGUGGCUCAGGUGAAUGAAUUUAGAUGUCAGGUCAAGGACUGCUCCAGGAUAUUCCAAAUGGUGACAAGCCUUUUACAGCAUUAUCUUCAGCUGCACAAAUUCACCCUGGAUAAGGCCGGUGCUCUGAUGUCCACCAUCAACCUGGGGAGAUUCCAGUGUGAUCAGCCAGACUGCCCUGCAUUCUUCACUGCAUUUUGGAAGUACAUUGGACAUAUUGAAAAUGAUCACAAAGAGACAAAGGUGUCCAAGGUUGAACCUGUGGAAGGUCUAUAUAGGUGCGAGGUUGAUGGCUGUGACCGCGGUUAUGCAACACGAUCAAAUCUUCUGCGACACACCAUGAAAAAGCACCAGGAUCUUUAUAAACUCCAGCUCAUGACGCAAAGGAAGAAUCAAGAGAGAGAGAAACUUUGUCCUAAGAAGUCCCAGCUUGGUCCUGUUAAGAAUACUAAUGGGAAAGAGAACAUGCAGGACAACAAAAAAACAAUCCAAAAGGGUUAUGAGAAAAAGAAAAGUGAUGAAGAAAAAAGUAACCACUGGACAAAGUAUGGAAAGCCCUCUUUGAAAUCCAAGGAAGAAGCCUCAGCAAUGUGCACCAAGAAGUUCCCCUUGCAAUACCCCUGCAUGAUAAAGGGAUGCGAGUCAGUAGUGAGUUCAGAGCGGAACAUACUGAGACAUUACAUCAGACAUGGACUCUCUGAGCGAUACCUGGAGGAGCAGAGGAGCCACUUCAUAUUCUGCAAGAAGUUACCACGUUCCUGGUACAGAGAUCGGUCUUCCAGGAGCGAGGAUUCAGAAAAGUCAGAGGAGAGUUCAAUAGAAUCAUCAGAGAAUGAAGACCUGGAUGAGAUGGACCAUAGAGGGAGCGACACAGAGAGUUCAAAACCCACCUCAGGGAGGGAGGAACCAGAGCUGUCUGAUGCCAAGCAGUCCACUGACGAAAGCUCUGAAUCCAAAUCUGUCGCCUCAAUUGUGGUCAAGCGGAAAAGAGGGCGGCCGAGGAAGAUGACCCAUGAGGAGCCAGUUGCUCACAGAAGGACAGAAAGAUUGAGGGUAACGAGGAGCAACACAAUCCACCAUGUUGGUAAUGGGUCAGACACCUGCAACACUGCCGCAACCCAAGAAAAGCAAUCUGAUCAAAACAUGGCACUGAACUCCUUUAAGCCCAUGGGGUUUGAGGUGUCUUUCCUGAAGUUCCUGGAGGAAUCGACACAGUCCGCACGACCUCCAAAGAGGCAAAACAGUGAUGACAUCUCAGGCGAGAUGGCACUGAAACGGCAGCGUACCAUUCAACUGAAAAACGCCACGGUCUUGUGUAAAAGGUCAGAUGCAUACAUACAGCCAAGAGAUUCCCCAAAUCGUAUAGACUUCAAAAAUCCACAAAAAAUCUUAUCCUUGAGGAAUGUCAAAAUUGUGGUCGAUCAGACCUUUUCGAAGGGCACUGAUCGUUUGCUAAAGCAGCUUCAGGAAAUGCGACCUAUAGUGAUACUGCAAAAGUAGACCAUACAAAUGAGUGUUAACUGACUGGGUGAAUGUCUCCAUUUUCAAAGCAUAGUACUCAGGAUUAGAACAUGAACCUGCUGCUGACUGGUGUCCAGAAUCAAAAAUGCAUUUCGAUUGAAUAUUUUCCAACACUAAGCAACAGUCAUUUGUUAGUUAUAAAGUGGACUACAGUAAAGUUUUAAUUUUUUUAAAUAUUAAAAUUAUGAAAGUUAUUGGUUUUAAAGUUUGGGUAAAACAUUUAUUUGGCUCUUUUAUGGGAGAACCUGUACAGUUGAACUGAUCUUUUAUAGUAACUAUGUAAUGUGUAGGAAAUCAAUACUGUAAAGCAUGUUUGUAUUUAUGAAGCUUCUCAUGAAAUUAUGUUGCCUUUGCAAAAUGAAAACUUAGAAAAUGACUCAAGUCAUUACAUUUUUAUAUAUCCCCAUGGGACUUAUUUUGUUCUGUUAGCAAUUGGACAUGGUGUUGUGUAUAGUUUGUGAUUUGUUGUUCUUGUAAACCUUACUUUGUAAAUGUAAAAAAACUGUAGAUAAUUGUGUAUAUAUAGUAUUUGUUCUUUAAAGUAACUACUACCACCAGCGGUCUGUAAGUCAAUCCAUUUAAACCAUGUUUUAUUACAGCUUG